AUGAGUCUAACAUUCGGUGCGCUCAAACCGGAAACGGAUCCCGGGUCACAUGACGGUUUCAAAUUUCGUCCAAUCCGCAUCCGGAAGCGCACAAAUCAGGAAAAACGUACAGCCGACGCUGCCGCAGCAGCAGCAACAGGCCCAGUAGUAUUCCGGUCACUGAUUGGUCCAUUGCUAACCACGUGA
This is a messenger RNA of Opisthorchis viverrini, 186 nucleotides long. RefSeq lists its product as hypothetical. The coding region runs from base 1 to 186 and encodes 61 amino acids. The record is from RefSeq and is a predicted model, not a curated record. NCBI's taxonomy places the organism in Eukaryota, Metazoa, Platyhelminthes, Trematoda, Opisthorchiida, Opisthorchiidae. The transcript has a single exon.